AUGACGGAAAAGCGGACUUUUUCCGGUACUCCGCUUUCCACCAACAAGGCGGCCAACACCAAGGACAGUCAGGUCUCGCAGCGUAUCAAGAACUUCUUCCGCAUCAGCAGCAGCGGCGACACCCGCAAGCAUUCCAACGAAGACCACGGCACCUCGGCCUCGGCUCCCAAGAACGAAAAGUCGGGCUUCCGCCAGUCGCGCUUCAUCCCUCACAUCUCCCGUAACCGCUCCCAUACCGUCGCCAGCGAAGGGAACCCGCUCGACGAUGCCUCGCCCACAGCGCAUGCCAAUCCCUACUUUGCCCACCAAGGGCCCCCGGCCCUCCGCCAUCACAACGAGGGAAGCGUCCCCCCCUCACCGCCCGAUACCCCGUCAAUAACGACGACCAAGGUGGAUGGUGAUACAGCGCCGGACGACCAUGCCACCACGGCUGGCAAGGAGGAAUUGGCCAGGAAGCUGCGAAGAGUAGCCUCUGCCCCCAAUGCCCAAGGCCUGUUCGCGUCGGGAAAGGCGGAUGGAAGACCCCAGACGGCCGAGCUUGGCAAGCAGCCUCUGGUGCACCACCCCAACUCGUCGACGCUGAGCAUGGUCGAGACGACCGACCAAGAUCCCGAACAUCUCUCUCCGCUCGAGACGGGCCAGCCAAUACCAAGCCCCGGCCAGAUUCGCCAAUCCGUCGCCUUCAGGAGGACAUACAGCUCCAACUCGAUCAAGGUUCGCAACGUAGAAGUAGGGCCCGGGAGCUUUGACAAGAUCAAGCUCAUUGGAAAGGGAGAUGUCGGAAAGGUCUACCUAGUCCGUGAGAAGAAGUCGAGCAGGCUAUACGCCAUGAAAGUGCUGAGCAAGAAGGAGAUGAUCAAGCGAAACAAGAUCAAGCGUGCCUUGGCCGAGCAGGAGAUCCUGGCCACCAGCAACCACCCCUUUAUCGUUACCCUAUACCACUCCUUUCAAUCCGAAGAUCACCUCUACCUCUGCAUGGAAUAUUGCAGUGGCGGUGAAUUCUUCAGAGCGCUGCAGACACGGCCAAACAAGUGCGUCGAUGAGGAUGCGGCACGCUUCUACGCUGCAGAAGUCACGGCUGCUUUGGAGUACCUGCAUCUGAUGGGCUUCAUCUAUCGAGACUUGAAGCCAGAGAAUAUCCUAUUGCACCAGUCUGGCCACAUCAUGCUGUCGGACUUUGAUCUUUCAAAACAAUCCGAGCCUGGCGGCCGCCCUACCAUGAUUCUCAGCGGACGCAAUGGAACCUCAUCGAGCAAUCUGCCGACAAUCGACACCAAGUCUUGCAUCAAUAACUUUAGGACCAACUCAUUCGUAGGAACAGAAGAGUACAUUGCUCCCGAGGUCAUCAAGGGAUGCGGACAUACCAGUGCGGUCGAUUGGUGGACCCUUGGUAUUCUGAUCUACGAAAUGCUUUACGGGACAACGCCCUUCAAGGGCAAGAAUCGUAAUGCAACCUUUGCCAACAUCUUGCGGGACGAGGUGCCGUUUCCUGAAGGAUCUGGCGCUCCAGCAGUAUCCAAUCUUUGUAAAGGCAUCAUUCGUAAACUCCUCAUCAAGGACGAAACCCGUCGGCUCGGAUCCCGUGCGGGUGCGUCCGACAUCAAGACUGCGCCUUUCUUCCGCACCACAUCCUGGGCUCUACUACGACACAUGAAGCCACCGAUUGUCCCACACCAAGGCCAAGGCAUCGACACACCCAAUUUCCGCAAUGUCAAGGAGAGCCACAGUGUCGACAUUGGAGCCGCAAGAGUCAAGGGCGUACCCCUGGAUUCCGGUCUAGCAACACCCAUGGGUGAGAUUGCGGAUCCUUUUGAAGAAUUCAACAGUGUUACCUUGCAUCACGACGGUGACGACCACCACCACCAAAGCAAUGACCAUGGCACGAAUUCGCAUCGAUAG
Messenger RNA from Plenodomus lingam JN3, 1899 nucleotides. RefSeq names its product serine/threonine protein kinase, AGC (gene NRC2). Gene Ontology annotation, cellular component: nucleus; cytoplasm; plasma membrane. Lineage: Eukaryota; Fungi; Ascomycota; Dothideomycetes; Pleosporales; Leptosphaeriaceae. Gene Ontology annotation, molecular function: protein serine/threonine kinase activity; ATP binding. Gene Ontology annotation, biological process: protein phosphorylation. The record is from RefSeq and is a predicted model, not a curated record.